Messenger RNA from Papaver somniferum (opium poppy), 360 nucleotides. RefSeq names its product major latex protein 146-like. Bases 1 to 360 code for a protein of 119 amino acids. The transcript is spliced from 2 exons. Lineage: Eukaryota; Viridiplantae; Streptophyta; Magnoliopsida; Ranunculales; Papaveraceae. Gene Ontology annotation, biological process: defense response. The record is from RefSeq and is a predicted model, not a curated record.
AUGGCUCAGCAUCAUACCGUUUCAGGUCUUCGUGGGAAGCUUGUGACUGAAGUAGAGGUUAACUGCAAUCCUGACAAAUACUACGAAAUAUUUAAGCACCACGAAGAGCUUCCUAAAGCAAUGCCACAUUUUUAUAGCAGCGUCAAAGCUAUCGAGGGGCAUGGAACAACUUCCGGUUGUGUCAAGCAGUGGGACUACAUUAAGCAUGGUAAGACAUUGUAUGUUCAUGAGAAAACAACGUACAUUGACGAAACAAGGACGAUACAUCAUGAACUCGUUGGAGGUGAUUUGACGAAGGAUUACAAGAAGUUUGAUCUAACUCUUGUAGUUGAUCCAAAGACUAAUAUGGGAGUAUUGUGA